AUGACCGAGUCAUCUGAGGGGAGCUAUGUGAGGGAUCCGCACGAAAGACUCGCCAACUUGGAGAAAUUAAUGGUAUUUACGAAAAAAAAGAGCAUAGGAGGUAAAGAUGAGGAUAGCGAGUUGGUCUACAUCUACGCAUGUGUAUUCUUGGGCUUUGUGCCAAUACUAUGUGCAGGAGCAGGUUAUGGGGUAAUAAAGCUACAGAAUCGCAAGCGUCGAAGACUAAAAAUUCUCCAAGAAACAAUAUUACAUAAGAAAAAAACAAAUGGCAAGGUCAAUGUUGAUAAAAUGAUUGUGCGAGAGUGGCUACAUGCUAAUCAUAGACGUCUUGUCAAAGUCAAGUUUGGACCUGAGCCUGCGCUGUAUGUAGUUGAUCGCAAAGGUGACACUUUACGGACAUUAAACUUUGUUGGCAUCAACAACAUCAGCAUCGAAGAAUCUCAGGAAAGUGACUCACAGUUUUCAAAGGGUCUAGUGUUGCUGCGUGUUCCCCGAGACUACGAUUUAGUCCUUGAGCUGGACUCUCUGAGCUCACGGCGUAAGUUUAUUGUAAAGCUAAAGACUUUUCUUUCAUUGCACAAAAAGCACUUUACGAUUACACACAUAAAUCGGGACACUAUGUUAGCCAAGGCAGAGACAAGGGAACGCCGGCAAAAGAAGCUUGAGCAGUUUUUCCGGGAGGCAUACGCAUUGACGUUUGGACUACGUCCUGGUGAGCGUAAACAGCGUUUUCAAGAUAGUAAUAGUGGUGAAAUUAUGACUGUGAUGCGCACAUCCCUGUCAAAAAGUGAAUUUGCAAGUGCUCUUGGCAUGAAGCCAGACGCAAUUUUCGUUACAAAGAUGUUCAACAUUGUUGACAAGGAUGGUGAUGGCCGCAUCUCCUUCCAGGAAUUUCUCGACACUGUGCUGCUCUUUUCUCGUGGAAAAACUGAGGAUAAGUUGCGCAUAAUAUUUGAUAUGUGUGACAACGACUGCAAUGGUGUAAUUGAUAAAGAGGAACUUUCUGAAAUGCUUCGGUCGCUUGUUGAGAUCGCUCGCACAACUAGUCUCUCUGACGAUCAUGUAACCGGGCUCAUUGAUGGCAUGUUCCAG
This is a messenger RNA of Copidosoma floridanum, 1092 nucleotides long. RefSeq names its product dual oxidase (gene Duox). The record is from RefSeq and is a predicted model, not a curated record. Gene Ontology annotation, cellular component: NADPH oxidase complex; plasma membrane. NCBI's taxonomy places the organism in Eukaryota, Metazoa, Arthropoda, Insecta, Hymenoptera, Encyrtidae. Gene Ontology annotation, molecular function: heme binding; superoxide-generating NAD(P)H oxidase activity; calcium ion binding. Gene Ontology annotation, biological process: defense response; superoxide anion generation; response to oxidative stress.